ACCACUCUUUUUCUCGGCCAUUCCCACUGUCCACGAUUAUCAUCCUCAAGGCUACUUGGAAAGAUGUCAGAGAUCCUGCUGGGAGCUCAUACAUUGACAUCUCAUGGAGUGAAGGUGGCCAGAAUACAUCUAUAUGACUGGCUAAUUCUUGUAUUUCUUGUUGUUAUUGAUGGCCUUCUGAAUUUUAUUGAGCCCUUUCACCGCUUUGUUGGGGAAGAAAUGAUGACAGAUUUGAAAUUCCCCUUCCACAAAGAUACCAUCCCUUUCUGGGCUGUUCCAUUUCUUGCAGUAUUGCUGCCUUUAGUUAUUUUUUCCAUAUACUACUAUUUCAGGAAGGAUGUAUAUGAUUUCCAUCAUGCUGUACUAGGUCUUCUAUUUUCUGUCCUGGUAACUGGAGUUAUAACGGAUUCAAUCAAAGAUGCUGUUGGUAGGCCGAGACCAAAUUUCUUCUGGCGCUGUUUCCCUGAUGGAAAGGCGGUGUUUGACAGAAUUAUAGGGGAUGUUGUUUGUCAUGGAAAUGAAAAGUAUAUAAAGGAAGGAUACAAAAGCUUUCCCAGUGGUCACACUUCAUGGUCUUUUGCAGGUCUUUCGUUCCUUUCAUGGUAUAUGUCAGGAAAAAUUAGAGUGUUUGAUCGUAGAGGCCAUGUUGCAAAACUCUGCGUCGUGUUUUUACCAGUACUUGUUGCUGCUCUUGUGGGUGUUUCUCGGGUGGAUGACUACUGGCAUCACUGGACAGAUGUUUUCGCUGGAGCUCUUAUAGGAUCAACCAUGGCAGCAUUCUGUUACUUGCAAUUCUUUCCUUCUCCACAUAAUGACGAAGGUUGGGCACCUCAUGCAUAUUUCCAGAUGCUGGCAGACAGGCAUGCUGCUCAAUCUUCAGGAACCAGAGCCAUCUCUCCCCAUGGUCGUAAGCACCAAACACAUAUUGAAAUACUACCUAUGGUAUCAGGCAGUGGAUCAGUAGAUUCAAGCCCCGAUAUUGAAGCAAUGACCCCUUGGAAAAAGACAUUGAUUUGAAAGUUUUUUUUUUGUCUGAAAGAUGUUCAAUUUGAAGUGCUAAUACUGGUUCAGUUGACUUGUAAAUACUUCAGCAGGCUACUCUAAUUUCUGAAACUGAAUGUUGAAUUCUAAUUGAUGUUGCAAUUGAA
Molecule: messenger RNA, 1148 nt
Organism: Theobroma cacao (cacao)
Lineage: Eukaryota; Viridiplantae; Streptophyta; Magnoliopsida; Malvales; Malvaceae
Gene: LPP4
Product: Phosphatidic acid phosphatase (PAP2) family protein
Biological process (GO): phospholipid dephosphorylation; phospholipid metabolic process
Cellular component (GO): membrane
Molecular function (GO): phosphatidate phosphatase activity
Source: RefSeq, a predicted model, not a curated record